Messenger RNA from Lepus europaeus (European hare), 2666 nucleotides. It is a transcript of the gene ZNF18, whose product is annotated as zinc finger protein 18. The record is from RefSeq and is a predicted model, not a curated record. The transcript has 7 exons. NCBI's taxonomy places the organism in Eukaryota, Metazoa, Chordata, Mammalia, Lagomorpha, Leporidae. Gene Ontology annotation, molecular function: DNA-binding transcription factor activity, RNA polymerase II-specific; RNA polymerase II cis-regulatory region sequence-specific DNA binding. Gene Ontology annotation, biological process: regulation of transcription by RNA polymerase II. Bases 348 to 2192 code for a protein of 614 amino acids.
CCCGUGGACUCUGGGAGUGGGGAUGCGUGACCCCGAGCCCGACCUGCCUUCCCCUUGCCCUGGGACCCCCGGAACGCGCUGUCCUCCUCCAAGGACUGAAAAUAGGCCUCGGGCAGGAAGCCCUGUCGCCCGAGUGCCGGAUGGAGCGCGCCUCCGCCGCGGGCAGCUCUGCCAGGCGCUCCCCUCGGUGCUUGGGAGCGCUCCUGUCCAAGGCCCAGGCUUGAGAGCUUCCCGGGUUUGAAUCCGGCCGCCCCUCGUGAGGCUCAGAGGUUGCCGAUGGGUAAAGGCCAAGCUUGCAGGGUGCUGGAGGGUGAGAAGCAGCGGGAACAGAGGUUCCGGGCGAGCGGAUGCUCACCCUGCAACAGUCACCGGGUCGUGGGUCAUUGAUACCGAGUAAAUGUACCUGCGGAAUGCGCAUUUGCAAAUGCAUUCUCGUUUGUUACAGCUUUAACAAGCAUGACAGCAUCCCUGUGAAGACCUGGUUCUCCACAGAGACAGUUCUACCUUGGAAGCUCCUCACCUCAAAGGACCUGCAAAGCCAGACGAUGCCCAUUGACCUGGGGCAGGCCCUGGGCCUGCUGCCAUCCUUGACAAAGGCUGAGAACUCCCCAUUCUCUGGACCAGAUGCUGCCCCUGAAGCUGAGCUCUCCAGCCCUGAGGCCGCACGCCAGCUCUUCAGGCAGUUUCGUUACCAGGUGAUGUCUGGGCCCCACGAGACCCUGAGACAGCUUCGGAAGCUCUGUUUCCAAUGGCUGCAACCGGAGGUUCACACCAAGGAGCAGAUCCUAGAGAUCCUCAUGUUGGAGCAGUUUCUGACCAUCCUGCCUGGGGAGAUCCAGAUGUGGGUGCGGAAGCAGUGUCCAGGCAGCGGAGAGGAGGCGGUGACGCUUGUGGAGAGCUUGAAGGGCGACCCCCAGAGACUUUGGCAGUGGAUCAGCAUUCAAGUUCUGGGGCAGGAAAUCUUAUCAGAGAAGAUGGAAUCUCCAAGCUGCCAAGCGGGGGACGUGGAGCCCCAUCUGGAAGUGGGGCGUCAGGAGUUGGGCCUGCAGACGUCACCCUCAGGGCCUGGGGAGCUGCUGGGCCACGUCGUGAAGGAGGAAGCUGACGCGGAGCCAGCAUUAGCUCUGGCUGCUUCCCACCUUCCUGCUCUCCCUGAGGAGAGGCCCAUCAGAGACCAGGAUUUCGGAGCCUCACUUCUCCCAACAGCACCUCAGGAGCAGUGGAGACAUUUGGAUUCCACUCAAAAGGAGCAAUACUGGGACCUCAUGCUGGAGACCUAUGGGAAGAUGGUCUCAGGAGCAGGCACUUCCAGUUCCAAACCUGACCUGACUAAUUCAGCAGAGUACGGGGAAGAGCUAGCCGGACUGCACCUUCAUGUUAAUGAGAAGAUCCCGAGACCUGCCUGCGUGGGUAGACAAGAGAAUGACAAAGAGAACCUGAACCUGGAAAACCACAGGGACCAGGAGCCUCUGGCAGGCUCCUGCCAAGCCCCAGGAGAGGCUGCUCCUCAGGCUUCUCUGAGAGGCGUGUUCGGCGACGAUGAGCCGGGACAUUUCGGACAAAGAGAGACUCUCCCUGAGGCCCUGGAAUGCCUGCAGGCUGAGGCGGCGGGAGGACAGCUCUCUUCUCAGGAAAGGAAUUCUGGGAAACAGCUAGGCCAGCACUUGCCCCAUCCUCCUCCCGAACUGUCCGCCAUGUGGCUUGAGGAGAAGAGAGAGGCCUUUCCGAAAGCACAGCCAAGAGCUCCCAUGGCCCAGAAACUCCCCACCUGCAGGGAGUGUGGGAAAACCUUCUACAGGAAUUCUCAGCUGGUGUUUCACCAAAGGACUCACACCGGAGAGACAUACUUUCAGUGCCCCAUCUGCAAAAAGGCCUUUCUGCGGAGUUCCGACUUUGUGAAACAUCAGAGGACCCACACGGGGGAGAAGCCCUGUAAAUGCGAUUACUGCGGGAAAGGCUUUAGUGACUUCUCAGGGCUGCGCCACCAUGAAAAAAUCCACACGGGAGAGAAACCCUAUAAAUGUCCCAUCUGCGAGAAAAGUUUUAUUCAGAGAUCAAACUUUAAUAGACAUCAGAGGGUUCACACAGGAGAGAAACCUUAUAAAUGUUCCCACUGCGGGAAAAGUUUCAGCUGGAGCUCAAGCCUGGACAAACAUCAAAGGUCCCACUUAGGAAAGAAGCCCUUGCAGUAGCUGAACUCUCCAAGCCAUUUCUGGGUCUGUUCCAUCGGGAAGAACUGCAUCUCGGAGAGGGUGCUUCUCCUGUUCUCUCCUCCUGCAUUGGAGGAGAGCGAGCCCAAAUACGGUUUUGGACUUGGGAGCGGUACUGGCCUCUGGAUUGGAUUUCAUGAUGCUUCUGUAUCAGGAUGAAGAACAGUCUUCAUGUUUCAUCUGAUCUCUUCCUUUGUCCCUCUUGGAAACUACGUCUUAAUUGGAGAUGAGUUUUAGAAGCGCUAUCUGGGAAUAGUUUAGAGUAGCUGCAGUCAGGGCUUAUGGGAAGAGCCUGCGAUCCGCCCUAGAAUUGGGGCUCUAGAGCAGGUCUCCUGUUACAGAGUGGGAAGCACAGGGGGUCAGUGAGCUCAUGUGUGUUCUUCGUCAUACGGGUGAAAAUUAACUUCCAAGUGUCCCUUGUUUGAAAUAAACUGACUGGAAUCAUUCCCUAUCUUA